Molecule: messenger RNA, 3383 nt
Organism: Rhagoletis pomonella (apple maggot)
Lineage: Eukaryota; Metazoa; Arthropoda; Insecta; Diptera; Tephritidae
Gene: tn
Exons: 7
Coding region: 558-3092 (844 amino acids)
Biological process (GO): negative regulation of translation; protein polyubiquitination; proteasome-mediated ubiquitin-dependent protein catabolic process
Molecular function (GO): ubiquitin protein ligase activity; zinc ion binding; translation repressor activity
Source: RefSeq, a predicted model, not a curated record
AACAGUUCGUGCGCGUGCGGAUGUUUUCGAGUAAAGUUUUACUAAAGCCAAAAAAUUAUUUUUACAUAUUUUUAUAUAUAUAUAUACUUGUUUCAAAACCUUAAAAAAUAAACCGUAAAUUUAGCUGAAGUAAAAAAAAUAAUAUUGCACUUUAUUUAUGGAAAACAUAAGAGAUGCACUCGUAGAAACGUAAAACGAAAAUCGAUCGAUUUAAAAGCGAUGGGUGUUUGAAAUUAAAAGCUUUAAAAAGUUGUGAUAAAAUUCAGAAAAAAAAAAAAUUAAAACGAAAAUUAAAAACGAAAAUAAACCCAUGCACUGUUAUAAGUAGUUAAAAAUAUUUACAAAAAAAAAAAAUUAAACCAAAGUGCGUUUUGAACGCCAACAUUUACUUGUGAUUUAGUAUUAGACAAAAAAAAAUUAAGUAAAAAUCUAGCGGUAAUUUUAGUUUUGAAGUACUGUGAGCAAAAAAUAAAGACCGCAUAGCGUUAACAAAAAAAAAAAACCGAACGUGCACAGUGUGCUGCAGAAUUUUGAUGUGGCCACUAAAAUUGUGAAAAAUGGAGCAAUUUGAGCAAUUACUGACCUGUUGUGUAUGCCUUGAUCGGUAUCGCAUACCAAAACUGUUACCAUGCCAACAUUCAUUCUGUAUGGAGCCAUGUAUGGAAGGCCUAGUGGAUUAUGUUCGACGACAAGUAAAGUGUCCUGAGUGCCGUGCAGAACAUCGCAUCCCAUACAAUGGAGUACAAGCAUUUCCAACGAAUGUCACCUUGCAGCGUUUCCUUGAGUUACACAUCGAGAUAACCGGUGAAUUGCCAGAUCCGACAUCAGGGCAAAUUAUGGAGCGCUGCAGUGUUUGUUCAGAGAAAUCGUAUCUCUCAUUUUGCGCGCAUUGCGAGAAGAAAAUUUGCGAAGACUGCAAGAGCGCCCAUAUGGACAUAUUGCGUCGUGAGAUAACCCGAUUCAAUUCACAAAUUCGCCGCAGUUUGCACCGCUUGCAAGACACACUUGCUAUUAUUGAGAAAAACACGACUAGCCUGCAAACCAAUUGCGUGGGAGUGAGCGAGGAGAUCGACGAGAUCUAUAGACGUAUAACCAAGGCAAUUAAAGAUCGCUCUGACCAGCUAAGGGGCGAAGUCGACCGCUAUUUGACAGUCGAGAUGCGCAAUCUGACAACGCUCAAGGAAAAUCUUGACCAUGAGAUACAGAAUAUUAAUAGCAAUUGCGACAUUGUCGAUAAGUACAUGAACGAUACAGUCGAAUGGGAUGACUGUGAAUUGAUGGACACGAAAGAGAUUUUCCUCAAGACGGUUGAGUUCCUACGCCACUUCGAAUAUGAGAAUGCGGACUAUACACGUCGUGUGCGCUUUCUAGUGUCCAUUGACCCCAACCAGCUUGUAAUGAAUCUAGCCACUUUUGGUGACUUGAACAUAGCACCGCACUCACAACCCGCAGGUUCGUUGAGCAGUUCACAUUUGGCGCCACCAUCUGCCUUACAACCAGGCUUGAUGCGUUCGAAGAGCGAUCACCGCCUUGCUACGCAAUUCCGUCAACAAGAGGAUCGUGUCGGCUAUAAUGACGAACCGGUUUUGGGUGGUCGCAAAUUCGGCGAACGACCAGUGCGUGCCAACAACGAGCGAUAUGGUGAUGGCGGCAAUAGUCGCUAUGGUCGCGGUGCCGACUACGACUACGAGAAUGAAUUUGACAACGAACAGCCAACAUCCCGCGCAGGAAAGUCCUCGCGCUUUCGUUCCCGUUUCGUGCGCUCUCAUCAGAAUGAGGAUUCUGACAGUGAACAACAGCAAACACAACGUCAGCAAGAGUUGGAGAAGAAGAAGGAUCGCGUACUAACCGGCGAAGAUGUGUCACGGGGACAACUCAGUGGCAUUAUUCGCUUGAGUGAUUGUGCGCGUGUCAUACAACGUUUGGCGGAUAUUGGCAAGGAGAAAAAAGAGAAGAAGGUGGAUACUGCCGCACAGGCAGCUGUACAAGCGGCGAUUCAAGCACAAAAAGCGUCGAUGCAGCGUCCGAGGCAACAGGCGGCGGCCGCGCAACGACAAGUAUCCGAAGACGAUGAAAUUGGACGCAUUAAGCGCCAGAAUAAGAGCACACCAGGUGGCGCUGCAGCAGCAGUAGCGGCAGUUAAUACCGGCAGUACGGCUGUUCAGACCGCUGAAUCUGAGCGACCUCCUGCGGACCGUGUAGCCGCACUCAAGCGUACUGGAGUGGCACAAGGCACCAGCGAAGAGAGUGACAGCUCUAAUCAUGCUUCACCAGUGCGUAGGACGCCACCACCAAGGGCUGAGUCUAAGGCGCCAGUGUCAGCACAGGUAGCGGCCGUGAAGAAGACCACCCGUUCGGGCAGCAGCGAUUCGACAGCGUCAACAGAAAGUUCUACCAGCUCAGCUGCCGCUGCAGCACCGAGCAGUUCUCGUGUUCGCGAGAGCCCCGCACGUACGCGUGCCACAGCAGCAGCAGCAGCUGCCGCCACUAGCAGUGUGGCCAACGCCAACGCCGGCAGCAGCAGCAGCAGCAGCAAAACUGCAACAACUGAGAAGAAACCCUUCGUAAGCCGUUUCCUGCCACAACAUAGCAGUGCAGCUGCUAGCAGCGAUAAAAAGAAGCCAGCAAGUGAAUCGAGUAGUGAGGAAGAAACCUCCACAGAAGAAUCCGAGGACGAAGUUGACAAUAAGUCGAAAACAACCGCAACAGCCGGCUCAAGCUAUGCCGCGAAGAGCUCAGCGGGCAGCAGUGCACUCUCAUCGGGAGGUGCAGGCAGCUCGAGUGGCGCAUCUUCAUAUCGCGUUCGCUUGGAAGCUAGACGCAAUUCGCGCGAUGACGCCUCUUCGCGUACCUCGUCGAGCUAUGCAACUCCGUCCAGCAGCGGCACCAGCGGUUAUGGUUCUUCUACGCGCCAACGACCCGUGCCAGCAUCACAUCACGCUCACGAAUCGGACGAUCGUUAUGGCAGUGGCAGUAGCAGUGCCGCCACAGGCAGCAGUACGAGUAUGCCCACGUUUAGUUUGCAAUAUAUCAGUAGACCCCGGACACGUUACCGAAAGCGGAUUGCGGAUGCUAUACGAGAUAUCAGUUGAACAAUACAACGCACACACGCGCACGCGCACACAAACUCACUCGAACCAUUUCGAAAUUCUUCCAUACUCAAUACAAACUUUUGUUGUCUUUUCGUUUUGAAAUUAAUUACACAUUUACAUAAUCGUCUGUUAUUGUUUUGUUCAAACGCUAAUAAUGCAUUUCUUGUGAAAUGGCAUAGUUUAUUAUCUAAAUAAGUGUUCGUAUUAACCUGUGAUGAUACAUGAAUAAAUAUUUGUUUGUUUUUGUGCUAACAACUUAAUUUCUGAAUUGUGAUUUUCUGUAAUUUAAAU